Molecule: messenger RNA, 1723 nt
Organism: Nematostella vectensis (starlet sea anemone)
Lineage: Eukaryota; Metazoa; Cnidaria; Anthozoa; Actiniaria; Edwardsiidae
Exons: 3
Coding region: 205-1431 (408 amino acids)
Source: RefSeq, a predicted model, not a curated record
AUAGCCGUCUUCAGCGUAAAUCUGAAUAAUAACAGCUACUCAAUUCUCUAAACCGAAGUUGUUAGUUUAUGCACGCUGCUUGCGUCACUGCGUAAUCAAAUGUAAACAUACAAAUAAUAACCGUAGAUGUAAGUUGAUUUAAUGUUGACACACAAGGUACAUUUUGCAGUGGGAACUAGCUAACGUCUUCCCGUGCGUACGGACAUGAUGGGUGUAAAGAUACGGCUAGUUUUGAUGGUCAUCGCUACUAUUCUUGCCUUCUUGCUUGCUGCUUCGGAGUCGUCCUUUCGGUGUUACCUCUGCAUAAGGGGAAGGUCCUCGUUUGAUGAAUGUGAUAAGUAUAAGGUAAAACAAAGAUGCGACGCUCAAGACCGAUGCGCUACGUUCACGUACAAAAACAGCACAGGACACCUCGUGUACGGGAAGAGCUGUACUUACGAACGCUAUUGCACGCCCAAGGCAUUCUGUGACAUACUUAAAACCACAGACUGUACGAUUGAAUGUUGUAGGACAGAGCUUUGUAAUUACCAGGUUGGAUUUGCGUCACCGUCACCAUCGUCAACAUCAACAACAACACCGUUAUCAUCUGCAACUACAACGCCAUCAUCAUCAUUAACAUUACCAUCAUCAUCAUCGUCAUCAUCACCAUCAAAAACAACAACGAUAACCACACCAUCACCGUCACAAUUAUCAUCAUUAUCAUCAACAACCCAAAAAUACCAAACACCAACACUAUCAUCUUCGUUAUCACUUUCGCUGUCACUACAAUCGCCGUCACCAUUUUUAUCACUAGCAGCAAUCAUAUCACCAUUACCGUCACAAACACUGGCAUUAUUGUCACCAUCAUCAACGACAACCACAUUGGCACCAUUGCCAUCAAAAUCAUUUUCACCAAAACCAUCAAAAUCGCCAUCACUUUCACCGUCACAAUCGCCAUCAUUAACAUCAUCAUAUCCAUCACCAAUAUCAAUAACAGAACCAUCGACAACAACACCAUCAUCACCGUCGCUAUUGCCGUCAUUAAUGUCAUCAUCAUCAUCAUCAUCAUCAUCAUCAUCAAUGUCAUCGUCAUCAUCACCAUAUUUAGAAACAUUAUCUUUUUCAUUAUUUUCCCCAUCAUCAUUGUCAUCAACGUCAUCAUCAUUAUGGAAGGAAUUUUCGUCAAUAACAGUUUCAAGGGAUUCAGCACUACUUAACUCGCUCAAAGAGUCCGCUACAAAGUCAAGCGUCUUGCAAACUUUGUCAACAUCGACAAGUUCUUCGAGAAACAGCACUCUCUACACAACAGAAAUCCCAACAACCGUAUACCAGAUGCCUACUAAACUCAUCCAUGGGAAUGAAGAUUUCUGUGAUUGGAAUGGUGGCCCAUCGAUGCAAGCGAGCGGUCUCACGACAUGGCUACUUUUGGUGUGCUUAUGGAACUAUCCAUAACAUAGUGAGAAUGCGUGAUUACAGGAAGUGAGAAUGCGUGAUUACAGGAAGUGAGAAUGUGUGAUUCCAGGAAGUGAGAAUUCGUGAUUCGAGGAAGUAAGAAUGCGUGAUUCCAGGAAGGAUGGGCAUUGAAGAACUGCCAUUUCCAAUAUUCUGCAAACUCUCAUCAAUAAUUUCCAACAGCAACCGCUAGUUCCGGCUUCCAAACAAAUAGGAUUACAGAAAGUUGGUGCUUUAACUGUUGUUAGAAAACUGUAAACCCUCGUUUAAUAAAGUUUAUCGCAUUGUUUUG